Nicrophorus vespilloides is the source of this 561-nucleotide messenger RNA. RefSeq names its product 50S ribosomal protein L27 (gene mRpL27). The transcript has 3 exons. Gene Ontology annotation, biological process: translation. Gene Ontology annotation, cellular component: ribosome; mitochondrial large ribosomal subunit. NCBI's taxonomy places the organism in Eukaryota, Metazoa, Arthropoda, Insecta, Coleoptera, Silphidae. The record is from RefSeq and is a predicted model, not a curated record. Gene Ontology annotation, molecular function: structural constituent of ribosome. Bases 93 to 518 code for a protein of 141 amino acids.
AAAGAUUACAAUUUUGCCGUAUCCCGUGAACCCCCCUUGUCCUGCAUAACCUCAUUUAUAACCAAAAAAUAUUAAAUAAUAACAUUUUAAUCAUGAAUUUUAUUUUAUCCAGUAUCAAACAAAUAUUAAAUCCUCAAAAAAUAUUUGAAAGUGUUUAUCGUAAUGCUAGCAAAAAGACUGGUGGAAGUACCAAAAACACAAGUACUAAAACUAGAGCUAAGCAUAGGGGUUGGAAGAGGCAAGAUGGACAUAAAGUAACUGAAGGUACUAUUCUAGUAUUGCAAAGGACACUUCGUUUUCAUCCAGGACUCAAUGUGGGAAUGGGAAGAAAUGGAACGUUGUUUGCCAUGGUGCCUGGUAAAGUAGUUGUUACUUGUGAGAAGGCUAAUCCAAAGUGGUCUCAUACUUGGGUGGAUAGAUGUCAUGGACAUCGAAUGGGAACUGAAUUCUACAAAAAAUAUUUCAAUGUGUUACCAGAGAAGCAACACCAAGAUUUCAAGUUAAUAGAGCAAAUUUAAAUAAUAUAUCUAAGUAGUAAUAAAAUAAUUAUUCUAUUAGUUA